GAGGCAGCCGGGCAUCCCCUGGAAGUACCGAGCGGCUGUGUCAGCAGUUAAGCUGCCGGGGAUCUUUUCCCUCUCGUCCUGCCUGCUUCCCAUAUGUUUUGAACUCCAAUGCCCAUCGCGCUUGACUCGCGAUUGCUUUCUGGGUGGCUGACGAUGGGGAUUGUGUUGGAAACCUUUGGGUGCAACUGGGUUCCUUGUAACUACCAAGCUGCUGUCUCCAUAUAUGCAGAAAAGAAUACUAAUAGCAGCUAGUGGGAGAGCAUGCUUAUUUAAGUGAGAAAACUAGGGUGGAAGAAUCACCUUUACUAGGUUGCAAUGCCUCACAUCUGUUUUUGGUCCUCCAUUGUGACAAAGCUGAAUUUGGUGGUCGUGCUGCUUUUUAUAACAAGUUUCUCUUCAUGCUUAAAUGACAGAGUUGCAGAAUUUGCUUUGACAAAAAAAGAAGAGGGUGAUUUAAAAGAACAAAACAAGGAAGAAUUGGAGGUGAUCGAGGAGGAAGAAGAGGUUCUUGAUUCUGAAGACUUGGAAGUGUUUUAUCCAACAAAUCAGUGGCAGACUGUCCGGCCAGGUCAAGCUAUUCCUGCAGGACUACAUGUACAAUUAAAUCUUCAGACUGGAGAAAAAUUAGCCAAACUUCCAGAUGACUACAAAGAAAAAAGUGACACAAAAGACUCUCCAAAAAGUAAAAGGCUAGGCCAAAUAGAUAUUGACCCAAAUUCAUUCACAACGCAAGAACUCAAAAAGGCCUUGGCUAAAAUGAAAGAAACCACGAAGGCAGACGAUACACCAGAAGAAAAGACUCAUCGGGAAGACAUCCGACGUAGAUUCCGUCCCAUCGAAAAGCUAAAGGAAGAAUUCAGAGAGCUCAAUUUGCAGCUGGAAACAGACCUUGAAAUUAUGCUUAAAUUAAUCAACAAAUUCAACAACUCAGCUUCAACGCUUGAGGAGAAGAUCACAGCACUUUCCGAUCUGGAGUACUAUGUCCAUCAGGUGGAUAAUGCGAAAGAUCUGCUUUCCCUUGGUGGGCUGCAACUUUUGAUUAAUGGGCUAAACAGCAGUGAACCACUGAUGAAGGAAUAUGCCUCUUUUGUAUUGGGAGCUGCACUGUCCAGCAACCCCAGAGUGCAAGUUGCAGCAAUUCAAGGAGGUGCUUUACAAAAAUUGCUGGUUAUUUUGGCCACAGAUCAGUCCUUGGCAGUAAAGAAAAAGGCUCUUUUUGCUUUGUCAUCGAUGCUGCGACACUUUCCUUAUGCCCAGCAACAAUUUCUCAAACUUGGAGGCCUUCAAGUACUCAGGAAUCUUUGCACAGAGAAAGGAAUGGAGAUACUGUACAUCCGCACUGUGACCCUUCUCUAUGACUUAGUGGUAGAAAAGCAAUUGCUCAAGAACCGUGACGACGAGGAGGAAGCUCAUGAGAAAACUCAGCAAUACAGUCAGGUGAACCUGAUGCCCGCCAUUGUGGAACAAGGCUGGUGCACAAUCAUUUCGAACCUCCUGAGGACGCCGGAGCACGACAGCCGGGAGAAGGUGCUCAAGACGGUGCAUGUCCUGCUCGCCUUCUGUAAGGACGCUUACGCCGAGGAUCCCGUGCUCAACCACGUCCUCAGCCUCCUGCGCCGGGAAUACGAAGAGCUGGCCGAGGAAGAGCGAAAGGAAGGGGACGAAGAUGGCUACUUUAAGGAACUCCUGCACUCUAUAAAUAGCAUCGCCCAACAAUUAAAGUAAAGGGGACAGUAGCCUCAGCGUGUCCAAAGAACCUUUGUGGGGCUUGGGAAGGGUGGUGAUGAAUAAAUCUAUUCUAAUACGUUUUUGGUUUUGUGUCCUGCUCUCAGUAUGGCAAGCCCAUACGCUGGGUAAUAGAAGAAUGGUUGCCUUUUGUCAGCAUUUUUCUGUGCAUUCGAUCCCGAUCAUAGAUACAGGUAGUCCUCGAGUUACGGCCACAAUUGAGCCCAAAAUUUAUGUCGCUAAGUGAAAUGUUUGUUUGGGCCUCUGGUGGCUCAACAGACUAAAGCAGUCUGUUAUUAACAGCAGCUGCUUGCAAUUACUGCAAUUUCAAGUCCCACCAGGCCCAAGGUUGACUCAGCCUUCCAUCCUUUAUAAGGUAGGUAAAAUGAGGACCCAGAUUUUUGGGGGCAAUAAAAGUUGACUUUGUAUAUAAUAUACAAAUGGAUGAAGACUAUUGCUUAACACAGUGUAAGCCGCCCUGAGUCUUCGGAGAAGGGCGGGAUAUAAAUGCAAAUUAAAAAAAAAAGUGGAAUUUGCUCCAUUUUACCACCUUUCUUGCCACAGUUGUUAAGUGAAUCACUGCAUUUUUUAAGUUAACACGGUUGUUAAGUGAAUCUUGAUUCCCCGUUGACUUUGGUUGUCGGAAAGUCGCAAAAGCUGAUCACAUGACCCCGGGGUUCUGCAACCGUCAUAAAUGUGAACCAGUUGCCCAGCAUCUGAAUUUUGAUCAUGUAGCCGUGUGGAUGCUGCAAUGAUCAUAAGUGUGAAAAAUGGUCAUAAGUCACUUUUUUCAGUGCCGUUUUAACUUUGAACAGUCACUAAAUGAACUAUUGUAAAUGGAGGGCUACCUGUAAUUGCAACGUGAAUGUUCAACAAUUUCCGCCACCACUGUGUUAACACAAAAGAAGCCUUUUUGGAAAUGCCAUAGCAUUAAAGGAA
Messenger RNA from Ahaetulla prasina, 2664 nucleotides. RefSeq names its product SIL1 nucleotide exchange factor (gene SIL1). The coding region runs from base 316 to 1725 and encodes 469 amino acids. The transcript is spliced from 11 exons. The record is from RefSeq and is a predicted model, not a curated record. Lineage: Eukaryota; Metazoa; Chordata; Lepidosauria; Squamata; Colubridae.